Molecule: messenger RNA, 2943 nt
Organism: Podospora anserina S mat+
Lineage: Eukaryota; Fungi; Ascomycota; Sordariomycetes; Sordariales; Podosporaceae
Exons: 2
Coding region: 1-2943 (980 amino acids)
Source: RefSeq, a predicted model, not a curated record
AUGGACUUCACCUCAGAGUCUAACCUGUUCUCUCUGGAUGGCUCAUCCUGGAGUCCAGGUCCCUCCUCCCCGCCGACCGAGGUUUCACCAGUACACAUGGAGGCGGACGAAUAUGCCCUCCACCAUGGCCUCACAUUCCCCGGUAUUGACCCCUGGUCCGACAUUCUCGACGAAACCGGCACCAUUGCUGCCACCAUUGUCGACGUCCAACCCAGUCAUUUGAUCGAAAAUGGAACACUGCAAGAAUGCGCCUUCCGCCCCAUCAUCCCCGCACCGGAGCAAUGGCAGGUGCCGGCUGAGUCAAUGCAACUGCUUCAACAGACCUUUCAACGAUGCACUACGAUUGAGGUUACCGAUCUGAUGGAAGAAUUGUGCUUGGAAGAAACCCCUAGCAUGAAACAGCUCAAGCUCGAACCCCCCAUCAUUCGAAGCGACCACAAUAGCGACUGCCACAGGUUGAGACGGAGAGUCACCUCUUUCCGGAAGGACACGCUGCCAGACCACGGCCUUCCCCUGGAUGAUGCCGAUGUGGCCGAGGGUGAAGGGCUUGAGUUUGCCGAAAAUGCAAAUGCCAUGGAGAAGGAAUUGUUGAAGAAGGCUGCAACUGAGCCGCUCGAGGUUACAAAGGAGACAGUAGGAUAUCUUGUGCAGAUUCUCAAGACGGAGUGGAUCGACAAAGAUCAGAGGGAUCUGUUGGCUAGUAACAGCACUUAUCAUGGUCUUCCAAGUUUUGGAGCUACAGAGCCUCUGUCACCGCCCCUGAGUCCUAUGCUGGAACCAUUCGACGAUCUGUUUGUUCCUGAUGAAGAGACAUGUCGGGUUCCGCAACCUUCUUCUCCAUUUUCUGACAUCAGUGAAGAGAUCCGGGUUGCGGAAAACAAGCUUCUUCGGCAAGACGAGAUUUUUUGGGAUGAGGCGUCGACAGCUCAAAUCUCACCUGACCGCUCUGAUGAUAUGGACAUCACGGACAUGAUAAGAGGUGGGCUCUUUGAGUCAUCAGUGCUGCCACCGAUACACCACCCGCUCUCCGAGCACCCGUAUCUCGACGUGCCAAUAUUUCCACCUCUUCCGCACUCGCAACCUGACGAUGCCUUGUGGCUCGAAGACCUUACACAUGCAGGUGUUCUGACUGAGCCAAGAAGCAUGUCCCCAGAGAUCUAUGAGGAGGAACGCCAUCUUUCAAGGUUCUUUGACGACAAGGCUGCCACGCUCGUGCGGUACGCUGAACAGGAAAGACUCGAGCCACUUGACGCCAUAGCCCGGGUUUCAGUUCCUCUCAUGGACUUCUCGUUGCCGACCCCGGCAUGGGAGCAACAGCUCCAGAGCGCCAGGGCACAAUUCGGCUUUAUUCGAGGGACAACCGACGUCGACUGGCAAGGGACCAAGUGGGGUCACAACAGAGCGGCUGAGCAGCGGAUGGUCUGGACGCCUAUGGCGCAUAUGAAAGCAAAGACAUUUGCACCUGAGGCCAUCAAGGUAGACCAGGGGCACCUUGACCACUUCCUAGGACAUGGAGAAGACGAACAUGUGGUGACAAGUGAAGACCUGGUGCACAAGAAACCAGGACUGAUGAUCUUGCAGAUGCAUCUUGACGACGAUGAAGAAUUACUCCCUUUGUCCUCCACGGGAGACCCGACAUUGACCACUUCACGUGCGAAUCGAGAAGAUGGGAGCUCGAGCGAACCACUGUCCAGGACAACAGUCACACACCGAGCCCGGCCAGUCGAAGAUGGUGUAGUGGAGCCGCCGGUCCCAGGUCCCGUUGCGGUUUUGGCCGGCCAAAAAAGACUUCGAGCAGCUCCCAUAGAGAUACGGCCAAUACCAAGGCCAUCUGCCCACCCACCAACGCGCCGCAUGCUCGGCCUAGCUGAAGGUGAUAACCUCCCGCCGGUCCCAACAACAGAUCUAUUCCGGGGGCUUGUGCAAGAAUACCCUGACUUCAGAACGUUGCUCGAUUCUUUUGUUGCGGUCAACUUCCGCGCUGUAACAGACCGAUCCAACAGCGGCCAUCCCAGCUAUCGGGUCAAUAAACUAUUCGGGGCCACACAACCAGCGGAGUCGCUCCCUGCUCUUCCUGAGAUCCCAGCAGCUGCUCCAGACAUUGCGCCUCCGGAACAGCGGCCCAGAAUAGUUGCAUCCUUCACGGCGGUUGGCCCGAUGGCGCAGUUCUUAGCGAAGCUCCUCCCCGGAAUAGAGAUUGUACGUCGCGACUACAAACUUCACCGACCAGCUACAUGGUUCCCAGGCCUGCGUUCGCCUAACCUUGACGAUGCUGACUUGACAAUAUCCCCUGCCACUGGGAUUAUGCUGCUGACCAUGGUAAAACUGCGUCAAAGGCCCAUGCCAGGCCAACCGGACAAGACAGUGAACUAUCACGGCGUGGUCCAGAAUGCUGCUUUGCGGUACGAGCGGUUGAUCGUCUUUGUGUCUGAGGGCAACAAGUUCAAUGAGGCGAUGACACCGCUGUCUCAGUCAGAUGCAAAGGCGCUGGCCGAGUUUCAGGGAUUUGUGGGCGGUUUGGACACAGAGGUGCGUGUGUUGUAUGUGGGAGGAGGAACCGAGACGCUGGCGAAGUGGGUGGCGAAGACGAUCUGUGACCAUGCCAGCGAGCAAGCUGAUGUGAGGAGCUUGGUGACUCCUCCGGAAACUCACCACGAGGCCUUUCUCUUCCGGGCAGGCAUGAACGUGUUUGCCGCCCAGGUCAUUCUCAAAAGGCUGCCUGUCCCGGCAGAUGACUUGGCCGUAGGAGGCAAGAGAGGGCAGUCGUAUGGAUUGCCGAAGUUUCUGAUGAUGUCGUUGGAGGAUAGAAUCGCCAUGUUUGAGGAAUUGCUUGGGGGGCGGAAGAUAUUGGAACGAGCCAGCCGGGUUCUUGAUGAGCCGUGGGGCCAACAUGCGGUUGGCGAAUAUGACGAUGACGAUGUAUUUGAGGGUUCUGACAUGUAA